UUUUUUUUUUUGGGCUUCCCUUUUCUUUGAUUUUCCUUUGGAAAUGUCAAUGAUGCCUUUGUUCACUCUCAAGAUUCAGACUUACAUUGAAACGCGUUACAAAUUACUUUCGCAAUUCCCAGAUUGAGGAUCCUCGGAUGAGCAACGUCUUAUCUUCAUCAUGGGUUUAUCAGAAGCUGCUGCUUUUGCUCGAAAUUUCGGAGUUAUGGUUAGAGUUCGUGGUCCAGAUCCAAAAGGGUUGAAGAUGAGAAGACACGCUUUUCAUCAAUACCGCUCUGGAGAAACAACGCUCUCAGCUUCGGGAAUGCUUAUACCUGAUACCCUUUAUGACAUUGAAGUAGCUAGGCAUCUUUAUGGUGACCUUUGUGAGGGUAUGGGAUUGGUUGUGACAGUGGCUUCAGUUGUUGAGCCUUUUCUAUCACCACAGCAGAGAGAAAAUGUUUCUCAGUUUCAGGGUCGGCCUGAGUUAAUUUCUGGUGUUCGGAUUGAUAUUAUGACAGAGAAAGCCAGUGAAAAAUCAGAUAAAGGAAUCCCUUGGCUUGGGGCGCAGCUUUUGUCAUUAGUGGAUAUCCCUGUGUCAGCCCACUGUCUCCAGUUACUUGUUGAAGCAUCUUUCAGCUCACCAGAGCCCGGGUGGGAUGUUGGCUGGUCUUUGGCAUCUUACUCUAAUGAUUCUGAGCAUUCUAAAGAUUUGUUAGAAACUCAGGGAAGUUUAGCAUCCGGCAUGUUAAGUCUAAUGUGCAGAUCACUAACUAGAAUGGCUAUUCUUGGUGUCUCUUUAUCUUUGAAGGACGUCCAGAAUUGUACAGUAUCUUCGAUGAAUAGUAGAGGCAACUAUCUUCUGGCAAUUGGGUCUCCUUUUGGUGUCCUGUCACCUACUCACUUCUUUAACAGCGUAUCAGUGGGAAGCAUUGCAAACAGCUAUCCUCCUAGUUCAUCUGAUGGAUCAUUGUUGAUGGCUGACAUUCAAAGUCUUCCUGGAAUGGAAGGUAGCCCAGUCUUCAGUGAACACGCAUCUCUUACUGGCAUCCUGAUUAGACCAUUGAGGCAGAAAACCAGUGCUGUAGAAAUCCAGCUGGUGAUUCCAUGGGAAGUCAUUGUAAUUGCUUCUAGUGGCUUACUAAAGAAAUGGCCUCAAAAUACAGUGAAAGAGUUGUAUCGUGAGGGAAAGUCACAGGAGGGAGGACAAGGGUCUUUUACUAAAACUGACAACUUGGGAUCCUGGGGUUCUCAUAAUGGGCAUUCUAAGUUCAGUAGCCCCUCAUCAUUACCAAUUGAGAAGGCAAUGGCUUCUGUAUGUCUUGUUACUAUAGACGACGAAGUUUGGGCAUCUGGUGUUCUACUGAACAGUCAAGGUCUGAUACUUACAAAUGCUCACUUGUUAGAACCAUGGAGAUUUGGGAAAACACAGAUUAGUGGAUAUGGAGACAACCCUAAAGAAUUUCCUUUCUUAGCAGAGGGGUCUGUUGGGAAAGGAGUUGAGGAUAACCAACAGAGUCAAACCAUAAGGUCUGAGAUGACAAUUCUUAAUCCUUUUUCAGCUCAUGAGCGGGGGGAAUAUAUAUUGAGUCCAAAUUAUACUAGACAUCAAAUUAUACGAGUACGCCUUGACCAUGUAAAACCUUGUGUUUGGUGCAUUGCUAAAGUUGUGUAUGUCUGCAAAGGACCAUGGGAUGUUGCCCUCUUGCAGCUUGAAUCCAUACCAGAUCAGCUUGCGCCUAUUGUGAUGAAUUUUUCAUGGCCAUCCAUGGGAUCAAAGGCAUAUGUCAUUGGCCAUGGACUAUUUGGCCCAAGAUGUGGGUUCUUCCCAUCUGUUUGUUCUGGUGUCGUGGCAAAAGUGGUUGAAGCAAAGACUCCUCAAUCCUAUUUCUCAGUUCAGCAAGAGCACAACCAUGGGCAACUCCCUGUGAUGCUAGAAACCACGGCUGCUGUUCAUCCUGGAGCCAGUGGGGGUGCUGUCAUCGAUUCAGAUGGUCGCAUGAUUGGUUUGAUUACCAGCAAUGCAAGGCACAGUGGAGGAACAGUGAUACCUCAUCUUAAUUUUAGCAUUCCAUGUGCAGCUUUAGCACCCAUCUUUGUUUUCUCAAAAGACAUGAAGGAUCUUUCACUUUUGCGAGUUCUCGAUGAACCCGAUGAAUACAUUUCAUCGGUGUGGGCUUUGAUGCGGCCAUCGUCGCUAAAGCUCCCUCCUAUGUUUCAACUGCCUCAGUCCCUCCUUGAUGAUAACAGUAAAGAAAAUAAGGGUUCUCGGUUUGCAAAGUUUCUUGCUGAAAGAAAGGGACUUUUUGAUCGGCCUUCUCAACAAGUACAGCAUGGAGUUAAUAAAGUAACACCUAGUAAACUAUGACCUCCGAAGUCUCUUGUGCAGAGUGAGAGCUUGCCAGAAAUAAUGAAGAUGACUUGCCCUGCGUUUUGGUUAUCUGUAAAGUUGAAGCUGAAGUUGACUAUUGAUAAUGAAAUCUUGGACGUUAGAUAAUUUGUAUCAUAAUGAAAAUGGAGUUGACUUUUGAAAAUCUAUGCUUUGUUGAUAAUUGUAUUAAAUUGUAUAAUGUGUAUCCUGUUAUUAGCAAUUAUUUAUUUCCCAUUUACCUUUUCAA
Messenger RNA from Prosopis cineraria, 2597 nucleotides. RefSeq names its product glyoxysomal processing protease, glyoxysomal. Gene Ontology annotation, cellular component: peroxisome. Gene Ontology annotation, molecular function: serine-type endopeptidase activity. The transcript is spliced from 13 exons. The coding region runs from base 161 to 2347 and encodes 728 amino acids. The record is from RefSeq and is a predicted model, not a curated record. NCBI's taxonomy places the organism in Eukaryota, Viridiplantae, Streptophyta, Magnoliopsida, Fabales, Fabaceae. Gene Ontology annotation, biological process: protein processing.